Molecule: messenger RNA, 576 nt
Organism: Penicillium angulare
Lineage: Eukaryota; Fungi; Ascomycota; Eurotiomycetes; Eurotiales; Aspergillaceae
Product: GPI anchored serine-threonine rich family protein
Exons: 2
Coding region: 1-576 (191 amino acids)
Source: RefSeq, a predicted model, not a curated record
AUGCACUUCAGUUCUUACGCAUCAUUGUUAGCCAUAUUCUGUGGCGCGGUUCUCUGUGAAGGCAUUGUCUUUGACCCGAUUCUCAAACCAGAACAAGGAGAAGUCAUCCAAGCUGGAAGUGCAUAUACAAUCAAAUGGACAUCUACCGCAAACAAGCCAGUCAAACUUACGCUACACAACCAAAAGCCAGCGGGAACCUCAAAUGAUAAUGAGGGAACUGUGAUCAAGGAUAGCAUCGCCAGCAAAGAAGCGCAGUACGAUUGGAACGUGGACGGAAAUAUCACCGGCUCCAAUAACCAGAUGUGGUAUAUCAAACUUGCUCUCGCCAAUGAUGCCGAGACAUUCAGUUAUUCCCCUGGCUUCAAGAUUCAUUCCAAUGGCUCUUCUAGCUCGAAUUCCUCUAGUUCGACGACGAGUGGUUCCUCGAUGACUGCUACGGGUAGUCCAACUGGCUCAGGCUCGGCGUCCGCAUCAGUGUCACCGGCUAGCUCGACCUCUUCGGCUGGGGGUAACAUGGCUACGGCUCUGCCACUUGUGCUUGCUGGUGCUGCUGCUCUUGGUGCAUUUGUGCUUUAG